Molecule: messenger RNA, 2941 nt
Organism: Etheostoma spectabile (orangethroat darter)
Lineage: Eukaryota; Metazoa; Chordata; Actinopteri; Perciformes; Percidae
Gene: susd1
Product: sushi domain containing 1
Exons: 18
Coding region: 211-2817 (868 amino acids)
Molecular function (GO): calcium ion binding
Source: RefSeq, a predicted model, not a curated record
CACAUGUGAAGUGUAACUGAAUGUGUCAGGGAAUGACAGAUUAAGCCACAAAACCCACUAGCUGCAAGAGGAACAUUGAGAAAAGGAGCUAUAUCUCAGAGUGACCUCAGCUCCCCCACUCACCGCAUCCUCUUAGUCCUGGUUAUCAAAUCCGCUCAGUGUCAUCGUUGUCCACAAGACAGAAGUAAAGGAUGGAAAAAAGAAGAUGGGAUGAGGAGGUUAGUGUCUGGUGAAGUAAAGAGAGCGAGAGGAAGACACUCAGAGAGGAUGGCCGAUAGAAACGGAGCAAUGAUCAUGGCUUUUCUGCUCUGUGUCAUUGCAGAAAGGAGAGCAGCAGAAGGCUUCACUCUGGACGUGUGUGCCUCCUGCCACGCUAACGCCACAUGUGACGAUAAGUCAGACGGCUCUGGCAAAGUUUGUAACUGCAAUUACGGGUUUGUUGGAAAUGGGAGAACCUUCUGUCAAGAUAAAGAUGAGUGUCAGAUAGGAGCCAGUAAGAUCUGUGGGCAACACACCACUUGCCAGAACACACAUGGCAGCUACUACUGUACCUGCCUGGCUGGAUACAGCCCUUCAAACAACAUGGCCAUCUUCAUCCCAAAUGAUGGAACCCACUGCCAGGACAUUGAUGAGUGCAUGGCCACAGGCCUGUGUGGAGAGGGAGGUCAGUGCAGGAAUCUUGAGGGCAGUUUUGACUGCAGUUGCCGGCUGGGACAUCGAGUCCACAAUGGAGCGGAGCCCUUCCAUCCUCACAGAGACAAAGCUUCCUGCAAAGAGGUUGACUGUGGCUCGCCCCCUGCCCUACCUCACUCUCACAUGCUGUGGAAUAAGAGGUCAAGAAUGGGCACCGAGGUGCUUUACCAGUGUAACUCUGGAUAUCAUAAUGUUGGAAAGGGCAAUGUUUCCAUCUGUACCGCUGCUGGACAGUGGGAGAGGCCGUCCGUGCUCUGUCAAGAGACCUUGUGUGGAAGUCCCCCUAUAAUUGAAUCCACUGAGCAGGUGUGGGACAGUAAUUCAACUCCUGGCAGCACUGUGCUCUAUGUUUGUAAAGAUGGCUUUUAUAACCAAGGAGGAGAUAACGUAUCAAUCUGUAAUGAAAACGCUCAGUGGACCCCCCCAACUCUGUUGUGCCAAGAGAUGUUAUGUGGGGACCCUCCUAUACUGCCCUAUACUGGGCAGGUGUGGAAUGGCAGCUCCACCCCUGGAAGCACUGUGAUCUAUUACUGUAAAAUCGGAUUUUAUCACAAUGAAGGAAAUAACAUAUCAUUGUGCACAGUUGGUGGUUACUGGACAAAACCAAACAUCUCAUGCAAAGAGGUUCACUGUGGUGUGCCCCAACCCAUCCCACAUUCAAUCAUGCUGUGGGAUAAAAUCUCUACUGUGGGCUCUCAGGUUGUUUAUCAGUGUAACUCUGGAUAUCGCAGUGUUGGAGAGGGAAAUGUUUCAGUUUGUACUGCCAGUGGAGAAUGGGAUGAAGCCUCCCUGCUCUGUCAAGAAAUCAAUUGUCAAGAGCCUGUUUUUAAACCUCAUGCUAAAACGCUUUGGGACGGCACAUCACACAUUGGCAGUGUGGUGUUUUACCAAUGUGAGGAAGGCUAUAAGACCAGGAGCCUACUAAACUACUCAGUAUGUGGAGAGAAUGGACUGUGGGAGGAUAUUGAUCUAUGGUGUGAAGAAGUAAGCUGUGGCCCCCCACUAACCCUCCCUGAUACUAACCUCCUGUGGGAUCGCACCAGUAGACCGGGCAGUGUGGUGCUGUAUGAGUGCAUGGAUGGAUUUUACCAGGAGAGUGGAAAUAAUAUUUCAACAUGUUUACUAUCAGGACAGUGGAGGGAAGUAUCUGUAAAGUGCAAAGCCAAAUGUGGUCCGGUUCCCUUCCUUACCAAAUCCGAGGUGGUGUGGCAUAACAGGAGCGUUGUGAUCCACCGCUGUGUGGAUGGAUAUCACAGCUGGAGAGGCAGCAACAUCUCUGUGUGCCGCAGCUCUGGGGCGUGGCAGUUAGCUACAAUGAGAUGCAUAGGAAUUAAGCCAGCUGUCAAUCACUUAUUUGUCCUUAAUGAAAAAUGUCUGCACUGGAGAGCAGAGAAGUAUGAGGAGGAUACAGAAGUAUAUAAGGUGACAUACAUAGGAUCCAGAGACUACCAGAGAUCCUUUCAUGACAGAAGGAAGUGGUUUCUGAGCUCUAAGGCUGACCAUCUGGAACUCUGUCUGAACCUGCUUCCAGUCACAAACUACAGCAUCUCCAUCACUGCAAUGUCUUCCAGAUUCACAGCCACCAUCAACACUACCACCAGUUUACCAGUGCCUCCAGCUCCAAUUGUCCACUACAGAGAAUUUGAGACUCCUUUACCAACGUUGAGGCUACGCAGAUCACCGAACACACUGGACCCAAUAAGUUUGUACCAGGUGUUUGUGCUUCCUGUAGAGGGGAUUAUGAUGUUUGACUGUUCCUCUCCUGCGAGCUCAGACCCCUCAGGCAAAAAAAAGUCCCCCACAGAGUACAUCACUGCCCAGAUAGAUGUCAGACAUGUCGGCACAGAGAUGAACUUUACUGUGGGAGAUGGACUCUACUAUGGAGGCUUCUUUAAUGCACCAUUGGAGAAUGGCAGGAACUAUUACAUCACCUUACGAUCCAUCAGUCAGUGGAAAUCGGCUUUAAAAUGUUCCUGUGUCCUGUGGGCUAAAGUAAGAGGUACAUCCUAUGUUCUGAGGGUCUCCUCUCUGUCUGCUGCUGCAACAAUAGGACUGGUUGCCUUCGUCCUUUUGGUUGGAGACAGUUUCACCUGGUGUAGAAGAUGGUUUUUCAAGAGGACAUGACACUGCUGAUGUUCUGUCAGUUUAUUUGUCAGUAUGACAAAUGAAAUACAGUCUUGACUCCCUAUCAGUACAUUUUGUUUCGUACAUUUUGUAAAUAAUUAUAAAAACUUUGGUUUUCACUUCA